GUCUUAUCGCUGUAAGGAAGGCUGGUAGGAAGGUCAGAUGGCAGUCGCUUUCGUAAAAACUAGUGCCUAUGCCAAAUCUUGGGAUUAAUUGUCAAGCGGACCCCAGGUUCCCAUGAGCCGAGGCAAAAUGUCGGGACAACGCGAGGAAAAAGAAGAGAGGUGAGCUAUUUGUACUAAAUAUGACUGAUAUGCACCAAAAAAACUCAUUUGGUUUCGAGAGAGGUUUCAAACCCACGAUCUUCAGUUUGAAAAUGACAUGCCUUCGCGCUCGUUUAUCUGCAAUAACAUGGCAAUGACUAUUAUAUUACUUUUACUUAGGUAUAUCACGCAACACAAAAUGAUUUCAAAUUACUUUGUAUAGGUACUGUUAUAAAAAUAAACACUAUUUUUAUUAGACACCUAUUACAAUUGCGAAUAUUUUACAUAUUCUGCCUUUAUCUUUAGGACACGUGUGGUGGUUAAAAUUGUAAGCAUUCUAUUACGAAAGUACUACACGUCAUUUGUUCGCGAUGUAACAUAUAAAUAUGAGUAAAGUAUAUGUACCCACUUCACUCAACAAAUCAUUUUAAGACAUUUUACUGGCAUAUCUAUACAGAAAUGGCAUUUUCAGUCCGAUACUGCAUCAUAUUCUUUGUUGCUGCUAACGCAGCGGCAAAAGAUUCCUUCCAUCCACUCUCCGACGAGUUCAUAUCUCUGAUAAACUCAAAACAAACCUCUUGGAAAGCUGGCCGAAAUUUCCCUUUGGACACUCCGAGUACACAUAUCGAGAUUCUAAUGGGAGCCAUCGAGGAUCCAUUCUUUUCUACGCUGCCUCCCAAAGUUCAUGACGCUGACCUGAUAGCAAGCCUACCGGAAAACUUCGACCCGAGAGAGAAAUGGCCUGAUUGCCCAAGUCUAAACGACAUAAGAGACCAAGGAUCGUGUGGAAGUUGCUGGGCCUUUGGAGCUGUAGAAGCUAUGACUGAUAGAAUUUGCACUUACUCAAAUGGCACGAAGAAAUUCCACUUCUCUGCUGAUGACCUGGUGAGUUGCUGUGAAUUUUGUGGAUUCGGCUGUUAUGGUGGUAUUCCAUCAGCAGCGUGGUUGUACUGGGAAUAUUUUGGCAUUGUGUCUGGAGGACCAUAUAAUUCAUCUCAAGGUUGCAGGCCUUAUGAGAUUCCUCCUUGCGAGCACGGCGUAGAUGGAAACAGGCCGAUGUGUGAAGGGCAUCAUGAAACACCUGAUUGCGUAGAAGAAUGCGGAUCGAGAUAUAAUGUUGAAUAUGCUAAAGACAAGCACCAAGCAAUAGUUGCUUAUUCUGUUAGCGGCGAAGAUCAUAUUAAAGCAGAAUUAUACGCUCACGGUCCCGUUGAGGCUGGGUUUCAAGUGUACGAAGAUUUCAUUCAUUAUAAGAGCGGAGUAUAUUCUUACACAUCAGGGAUACUUAAAGGGGGUCACGCUAUCAAAAUUUUAGGAUGGGGUGUAGAGAAUGGAAAGAAAUACUGGUUGUGUGCUAAUUCCUGGAACAGUGAUUGGGGUGACAAAGGAUUCUUCAAAAUUCUUCGAGGUGAAGAUCAUUGCGGCAUUGAAAGUGGAGUAGUAGCCGGGGAACCUGAUUUAGAUGGAUUUCAAUAAAAACAUAAUCGUGUCUGGUUGUCUACUGGCAGAAAUUGUUUUAUCUUAUAUAAUUAAAUGUUAUAAAAUAUCACAAACAA
Messenger RNA from Cydia pomonella (codling moth), 1694 nucleotides. Its product is annotated as cathepsin B-like. NCBI's taxonomy places the organism in Eukaryota, Metazoa, Arthropoda, Insecta, Lepidoptera, Tortricidae. The transcript has a single exon. Gene Ontology annotation, cellular component: lysosome. The coding region runs from base 538 to 1614 and encodes 358 amino acids. The record is from RefSeq and is a predicted model, not a curated record. Gene Ontology annotation, biological process: regulation of catalytic activity. Gene Ontology annotation, molecular function: cysteine-type endopeptidase activity.